This is a messenger RNA of Myotis davidii, 9002 nucleotides long. RefSeq names its product mucin-5B. The transcript is spliced from 39 exons. The coding region runs from base 303 to 9002 and encodes 2899 amino acids. The record is from RefSeq and is a predicted model, not a curated record. Gene Ontology annotation, molecular function: protein binding. Gene Ontology annotation, cellular component: extracellular matrix. NCBI's taxonomy places the organism in Eukaryota, Metazoa, Chordata, Mammalia, Chiroptera, Vespertilionidae.
GUGCCCUCCUGCGGGGGCUGCGCCGUCUGGAGGGGCUGCCAGCACCCCUCUCCCUGCGGAUUCCCAGAGGCGCUGGGGCGGGGGUCCCGUGUCUCAGGCCCCAGGGCCAAGGCUCCUUCCUCCUCGCACCACCUUCCUGCUCCGGCCCCUCCCCGAGAGCAAACACCGAGGCUGACGCGCAGGGGAGAGGGCAGUGCCCCCGGGCACAGGGCCAAGGCCUCCGGCUACAUAAGGCCCGCGGCCCCCAGGGGAGCGAGCGCUUGCCCACUCCCUCCUCGCCACCGCCUGCCCGCAGUCCCCAGAUGGGUGACCCGAGCGGGUGCCGGGCGCUGGCCUGGGCCCUCCUGGCCCUGCUCUGGGUGCCGAAGGCAGGUGAGUGGACCCUCACCCCCCCUCACGGCGGGGCCUCCACGCCCCUCGCCUGGGGCUUCUCCUGCCGAGAACGGACGGGCGGGACCCCACCCGGCGUGUCCAGGGGACACUGGGGACAGGAGGACGAGGCAGCUCGUAGCCGGGAGGCGGGGGCAGCACAGGCGCCAAAGGGUUGGCCUGAGGCUCCCACUCCCCAGGGUGGCAGUGAGGAGGGUGGGGUCCCGGGAAGGGGCGUGGCUGCUUGGCCAUUUCCCCUGAGUGCCUGCCUUCACUCCGCAGCCCAGCGCACGAUCUUCCUCCCGCCCAUCACCGUCCUCCCCACCAUGAGCCCCCUGAACCCGGCGCACAACGGGCGGGUCUGCAGCACGUGGGGCGACUUCCACUACAAGACCUUCGACGGCGACGUGUUCCGCUUCCCCGGCCUCUGCAACUACGUGUUCUCGGCGCACUGCGGGGCCGCCUACGAGGACUUCAACGUCCAGCUGCGCCGCGGCCUGGCCGGCUCCCGGCCCACCAUCACCCACGUGGUCCUCAAGGCCCAGGGGCUGGUGCUGGAGCUGUGGGGAGGGUCUCCUAGAGCCGGGGCAGCCGAGGAUUCUGCCUCCACUUUGGAGUGCGCCCACGCGGGGGGGCGGCCGCAGAGCUGGAGGGGCCCUGACCUCUGCCCCCGGACGUGCCCCCUCAACAUGCAGCACCAGGAGUGCGGCUCGCCCUGCGCGGACACCUGCUCCAACCCCGAGCGCACCCAGCUCUGCGAGGACCACUGUGUGGAUGGCUGCUUCUGCCCCCCAGGCACGGUGCUCGAUGACGUAGGCCCCCACCCUGCCCUGCCAGGGGGGCGGCGCGGGGGGUGGGUGAGCUCCCCCUCACCCAGCCACUCUGCUCCUCGCCUCCGCAGCACCUGCUCGGGGGGACUGUGGCAGUGCCAGGACCUCCCGUGCCCAGGCACAUGCUCCGUCCAGGGCGGCUCCCACAUCUCCACCUACGACGAGAAACUCUACGACAUGCACGGCGACUGCAGCUACGUCCUGUCCAAGAAAUGUGCAGACAGCGGCUUCACGGUGCUGGCCGAGCUGCGGAAGUGCGGCCUGACAGACAACGAGAACUGCCUCAAGACGGUGACCCUGAGCAUGGACGGCGGGGACACGGUCAUCCAGAUCCAGGCCAGUGGUGGGGUGUUCAUGAACUCCAUCUACACCCAGCUGCCCGUGUCAGCAGCCAACAUCACCAUAUUCAGGCCCUCGACCUUCUUCAUCCUGGUGCAGACGGGCCUCGGGCUGCAGCUGGAGGUGCAGCUGGUGCCCCUCAUGCAGCUGGUCCUCAGGCUGGACCCCGCCUACCGAGGCCAGAUGUGUGGCCUCUGUGGGAACUUCAACCAGAACCAGGCGGACGACUUCCUCAGCCUGAGUGGCGUGGUGGAGGGCACGGCCGCCGCCUUCGCCAACACCUGGAAGACUCAGGCCGCCUGCCCCAACGUCAGGAACAGCUUGGAGGACCCCUGCGCCCUGAGCGUGGAGAACGGUACCCCCGCCCUGGGGGCCCUUGGGCUGCUGCCCGGUUGCCCAGCAAGCCUCACGCCUCACCCGGCCUCGGGGGCCGUGGGGCUGGGGGACCCGACCUUCCGCAUCGUCACCGAGAACAUCCCCUGCGGAACCACGGGGGUCGCCUGCUCCAAGGCCAUCAAGCUGUUCCUGGAGGUGAGGGGCUGCCAGGGACGCGCUCCCUCCCUCUGCAGCCGACGGCUCACCCUGUGGGGUCCCCAGCCCUGGGAGCCCUGGCCCGCCUGCUGCACUGUGUCAGGGCGCUGCCACACAAGCGGCCACGGCCACUUAAAACCAGAGGUUCAUCUCUGCACGGCUCUGAGGCCGGGACUCCGACGUCCCGCUCUGGAGUUUGGCAACAGCUGGAAACUCUCCCCCACCUGUCCCGACGCCCCGGCCCCCCGGGACCCCUGCACCGCCAACCCCUACCGCAAGUCCUGGGCGCAGCGGCAAUGCAGCCUCAUCAACAGCGCCCCCUUCCAGGCCUGCCGUGCUCAGGUCGACUCCACCAAGUACUAUGAGGCCUGCGUGAGCGACGCGUGCGCCUGCGACUCCGGGGGCGACUGCGAGUGUUUCUGCACCGCCGUGGCCGCCUACGCCCAGGCCUGCCGGGACGCGGGCGUGUGCGUGGCCUGGCGCACCCCGGAAGUCUGCCGCGGCGUCCAAUGCACAUACAGCCUCACGGCCUGCACGUGCACAUACGAGGGCAGGACCUACGGCUACGAGGACGUCAUCUACAACACGACCGACGGGCUCGGCGCCUGCUUGAUGGCCAUCUGCGGGAGACGCGAGGAGGUUACAGCCCGCCCCCUCCCCACAGGUCCGGUCCCCACGCUCUCCACCGUGUGCGUGCAAGAGCUGUGCCACUGGUCUGCCUGGUACGACAGCGGCCGCCCGGAGCCGGGCAUGGGAGGUGGGGACUUCGAGACGUUUGCCAACCUGAGGCAGAGGGGUCACCAGGUCUGCCCAGCGCCAGCCGGAGUCGAGUGCCGCGCGCAGCUGCUUCCAGACACGCCCCUGGAGCAGCUGGGCCAGAAGGUGGAGUGCAGCCCCCGGCUCGGGCUCAGGUGCCUCAACAGCGAGCAGGACCCUCCGCUCUGCCACAACUACGAGCUGCGGGUGCUUGGGCAGAGCUUCUUUUGCCGGUCCACCUCCCCCGUCCGGGCCACCACAGCCUUGACCUCACCGAUGACACAGACGCGGGUGGCAAGCAGCUCCGAGGUCCCCGGCACCACCUGCCAGCCCCGCUGCCAGUGGACGGAGUGGUUCGAUGAGGAUUACCCCAAGUCCGAGGAGGCUGGGGGCGACAUCGAGUCAUACGACAGGAUCAGGAGCGCGGGGGGCGACAUGUGUGAGCGGCCGCAGGACAUAGAGUGCCAGGCAGUGAACUUCCCGGACAGGAGGCCCGAGGAGCUGGGGCAGCUCGUGCACUGCGACCCCAGCUUCGGCCUGGUCUGCAGGAAUGACGAGCAGAUGGGCCUGUUCAAGAUGUGCUACAACUACCGGAUCCGCCUGCUAUGCUGCAGCCACAGCCACUGCGGGGAGCCCACCCCUGCCACCGCCAGUGCCCCCACACCACAGCCACUACCUCCUCCACUCACCACAGCCACGACUACCUCCACUGCCACCCCUGCCACCGCCCCCACUACCACAGCCACAGCCACCACCACCUCCACUGCCACUGCCACCACUGAAGCCACCAGCAGCCAGGGCACGACUGGCUGUGAGCCCAAGUGCGAGUGGACAGAAUGGUUUGACGUGGACUUCCCCACCUCGGGGGUCACGGGCGGAGACAUGGAGACCUACGACAACAUCAGGGCCGCUGGCGGCAAGAUGUGCCGGGAGCCGCAGAAGAUUGAGUGCCGGGCAGAGAGCUACCCGGAGGUGAGCCUGGACCAGGUCGGGCAGGUGGUGAGCUGCAGCCUGCAGGCCGGGCUGGUCUGCAGGAACCGGGACCAGAGGGGGCCGUUCACCAUGUGCUUCAACUACAACAUCCGUGUGCUCUGCUGCGACGGCGCCGGCCGCUGCCCCACCUCCACCGUGCCCCCGCCCGUGCCCUCCACCCAGGUGGUGCAGUGCCAGCUGGAGGAGGGCCUGGUGUGCCGCAACCGCGACCAGGGCGGCCGCUUCAAGAUGUGCUUCAACUACCAGAUCCGCGUGCUCUGCUGUGACGACUACGGCCACUGCCCCAGCACAGCCAUGCCCACCAGCACGGCCAUGCCCACCAGCACGGCCACGCCCACCAGAAUGGGGUCGCGGACUUCUGGGCCCACCGAGGUCAGCACCACAGCCACCACCCAGUCACCCCCGUCAUCCCACAGGAUCACAGAGAGUGUCCCUGCCACCCAGACGGCCGGCACCUCCCUCAUGACCACCCAGUGGCGCUCUGUCCCAAGUCCCUCUGCCUCCACAGGGACCCUGACCACAACUGCCAAGCCAGCCUCGCCCAGUGCCCCCCACGUGGCCACCUCCCCCAUUCUGACCACCCCUGGGACCCCGUCCUCCAGGCCUAUUUUAGGGACCACCCUGCCCACCAGCUCCCUGAGGCCGACCCCAGCCUCCACGACCUCCAUGACCUCCACGACCCCUGGGGCCUGCACGCCACGGUGCACGUGGACAGACUGGCUUGACGAGGACUACCCGACCCCGGUUCCCGACGGCGGGGACUUUGAGACCCUCUCGGUCCUCCCCCACGUGCCCCUGGAGCAGCUGGGCCAGGUGGUGCAGUGCCAGCUGGAGGAGGGCCUGGUGUGCCGCAACCGCGACCAGGGCGGCCGCUUCAAGAUGUGCUUCAACGACCAGAUCCGCGUGCUCUGCUGUGACGACUACAGCCACUGCCCCAGCACGGCCAUGCCCACCAGCACGGCCACGCCCACCAGCAUAGGCCAGCGGACUCCCGGGUCCAUCCAGGUCAGCACCGCAGCCACCACCCAGUCACCCCCCACAUCCCCCAAAAUCACAGAGAGUGUCCCGGCCACCCAGACGGCUCGCACCUCCCUCAGGACCACCCAGUGGCGCUCUGUCCCAAGUCCCUCUGCCUCCACAGGGACCCGGACCACAACUGCCAAGCCAGCCUCGCCCAGUGCCCCCAACGUGGCCACCUCCCCCAUUCUGACCACCCCUGGGACCCCAUCCUCCAGUCCCACCUUUGGGACCACCUUGCACACCAGCUCCCUGAGGCCAACCAUGACCUCCAUGACCUCCGAGACCUCUGUGACCUGCACACCACGGGCCACGCUGACAGACUGGCUCGACGAGGACUACCCCACGCCCGGCCACGACGGCGGGGACUUUGAGACCCUCUCGGUCCUCCGCGCUGCCGGCCACAGCUUCUGCGAGCAGCCUCAGGACAUCGAGUGCCGAGCAGAGAAGGUGCCGGACGCGAGCCUGGAGGACGUGGGCCAGGUGGUGCAGUGCGACGUGCGCUUCGGGCUGGUGUGCCGCAACCGCGACCAGGGCGGCCGCUUCAGGAUGUGCCUCAACUACCACGUGCGUCUGCUCUGCUGUGACUACAGCCACUGUGCCAGAGAGUCCACCACCAGGCCCUGGGAGACCCUGCCCAGACGCACCAGCACUGUGAUCAGCACCACCAGCGCCACCUCCAGCCCGGGGGCCAGCACCAGACCCUCCCCAUCGCCCCCCAUUCCCAUGACCACCAGCUCCCUGCCGGGCACCACCCCGGGCCCCUCUACAGCCGUCCCCACGGCUACAGGCUCCACGACUAAGGCUCUGACCUCGUCCAUCACGACCUCCAGCACCACGACCUCCGUGGCCACGCCCACUGCCUGUCAGCCUCGCUGUGCCUGGACCGACUGGCUGGACCAGAGCUACCCCAUGCCCGGCGCCUCCGGAGGGGACUUUGAGACCUACGCCAACAUGCAGGCAGCCGGCCGGCCCGUCUGCGCGCGGCCCGAGGGCCUGGAGUGCCGGGCCGAGAGGCUGCCCGACGUGCCCCUGGAGCAGCUGGGCCAGGUGGUGCAGUGCCAGCUGGAGGAGGGCCUGGUGUGCCGCAACCGCGACCAGGGCGGCCGCUUCAGGAUGUGCCUCAACUACCACGUGCGUCUGCUCUGCUGUGACUACAGCCACUGCCCCUCCACGCCCGGCACCACAGCGGUCCCCUCCCCGUCUUCAGGCGGCACCCUCACCCAAGUGACGCCCACCACCAGCGCCACCACCCUUGUGGGGCCCUCCACGGCCUCCAGCGGCACCUCCCAGGCCAGAGAGUCCACCACCAGGCCCUGGGAGACCCUGCCCAGACGCACCAGCACUGUGAUCAGCACCACCAGCGCCACCUCCAGCCCGGGCACGGCCAUGCCCACCAGCUCGGCCAUGCCCACCAGCACGGGCCUGCGGACUCCUGGGCCCACCGAGGUCAGCACCACGGCCACCACCCAGUCACCCCCGUUGUCCCCCAGGACCACAGAGAGUGUCCCGGCCACCCAGACGUCUGCCUCCACAGGGACCCUGACCACAACUGCCAAGCCAGCCUCGCCCAGUGCCCCCCACGUGGCCACCUCCCCCAUACAGACCACCCCUUGGACCCCGUCCUCCAGUCGCACCUUUGGGACCUCCCUGCCCACCAGCUCCCUGAGGCCAACCCCGACCUCCACCACCUCCACGACCUCCAUGACCUCCACGACCCCUGGGGCCUGCACGCCACGGUGCACGUGGACAGACUGGCUUGACGAGGACUACCCGACCCCGGUUCCCGACGGCGGGGACUUUGAGACCCUCUCGGUCCUCCGCGCUGCCGGCCACAGCUUCUGCGAGCAGCCUCAGGACAUCGAGUGCCGAGCAGAGAAGGUGCCGGACGCGAGCCUGGAGGACGUGGGCCAGGUGGUGCAGUGCGACGUGCGCUUCGGGCUGGUGUGCCGCAACCGCGACCAGGGCGGCCGCUUCAGGAUGUGCCUCAACUACCACGUGCGUCUGCUCUGCUGUGACUACAGCCACUGCCCCUCCACGCCCGGUACCACGGCAUUCCCCUCCCCGUCUUCAGGCGGCACCCUCACCCCAGUGAUGCCCACCACCAGGGCCACCACCCUUGUGGGGCCCUCCACGGCCUCCAGCGGCACCUCCCAGGCCAGAGAGUCCACCACCAGGCCCUGGGAGACCCUGCCCAGACGCACCAGCACUGUGAUCAGCACCACCAGCGCCACCUCCAGCCCGGGUCGCACCUUUGGGACCUCCCUGCCCACCAGCUCCCUGAGGCCAACCAUGACUUCCACCACCUCCACGACCUCCAUGACCUCCACGACCCCUGGGGCCUGCACGCCACGGUGCACGUGGACAGACUGGCUUGACGAGGACUACCCGACCCCGGUUCCCGACGGCGGGGACUUUGAGACCCUCUCGGUCCUCCGCGCUGCCGGCCACAGCUUCUGCGAGCAGCCUCAGGACAUCGAGUGCCGAGCAGAGAAGGUGCCGGACGCGAGCCUGGAGGACGUGGGCCAGGUGGUGCAGUGCGACGUGCGCUUCGGGCUGGUGUGCCGCAACCGCGACCAGGGCGGCCGCUUCAGGAUGUGCCUCAACUACCACGUGCGUCUGCUCUGCUGUGACAGCCACUGCCCGUCCUCAGCCCCGGAGACCACCACGUCCCCCUGGCUCUCCAGCACCCCUGUGCCCAGCGCCUCACCCAGCCCACCUGUCUCCACCACACCCUGCCGGUGCCGGGCGUUUGGACAGCUGUUCUCACCAGGGGACGUCGUCUACAACAGGACCGACAAGGCCGGCUGCCACUUCUACGCCAUCUGCAACCAGCACUGCGAGCUCGACCGCUUCCAGGGCGCCUGCCCCACCUCCUCGCCCCAGGUGCUCCCGACGGCGACCUGGGUGCCCCUGACUUUUCCAGCUCCUGGCUGGCAACCGACCAACCCCAUCGAGCCCUCUGCGCCCUCCCCAUGGAUGCCCGUCCACAGGGGUGCAGGGCCCAGGACUGCCUCCUCCCCUCACAGGACCCAGAGCCCGGAGAACACGGGGCUGGUGGAGGGCUGCUUCUGCCCCGACGGACAGACCCUCUUCAACUCCCACACGGACGUCUGUGUGCCCGAGUGCCCCUGCGUGGGACCAGAUGGGUUCCCCAAAUUCGUGAGUGGUUCUGCCCCCAGCCGGCCCCACCUCGCUCACCUCAGCUUGGGCGGGCGGGCGCUCUGCCAGGGCUGGUGUGGGCGCCGGGGUGUGCAUGCGUCCCUGUCGCAGGGCUGCUCGGAGAUGGGGCUGGGGGGAGGGCGAGGUCCCCCCAACAGCACCCACCUCUCCGCAGUCUGCAACACGACCACCUGCCCCCAGAGCACCCCGGCAUGUGGGCCAGGAGAGGAGCUGGCCCCCAUCCAGGAGGAGGGCGGCUGCUGCAUGACCUUCAGCUGCCGUGAGUGGGGGGUCGGUGCAACCUUCCCAGCGGCCACUCCCUGCCACACGUGCACCUGCCUGUCCGAGGACGCUCAGGGCCCCACCGUGCAGUGUGCAGAGGACAUCUGCAACACCACCUGUCCCCUGGGUUUCGAGUAUGUGACGGUGGCCGGGCAGUGCUGUGGGGAGUGCGUGCAGAAGGCCUGCCUCACGCCCGACGGCGGGCUGGUCCAGCCCAACGAGACCUGGAUCAACAGCCUGGUGGACAACUGCACCGAGUACCACUGCCAGGCCGAGCACGGGGUCCCCGUGCUGAUCCUCAGGCCGUCGCCCUGCCCAGACGUGUCCAGCUGCAUGGGCAUCCUCAGGAAAACCGGCUGCUGCUAUGUCUGCGAGGAAGUGGACUCCUGCCAGGUCCGCCUCAACAGGACGGUGCUGGAGCACCAGGGCUGCCAGGCUCCCGUCAACCUCACCUUCUGCGAGGGCUCCUGCCCAGGAGUGUCCAAGUACUCCCCGGAGGCCCAGGCCAUGCAGCGCCGCUGCUCCUGCUGCCAGGAGAUCAGGGCCCACGAGGAGGUGGUGACCCUGCAGUGCCCCGACGGGACGGCCGUCCGGCACACCUACACCCACAUCGACGAGUGCAGGUGCGACCUGCCACCAGCCUCCGGCUGCCAGGACGGUCCGACCCUGAAUCAGAAAGAGCUGAGGCCCCAGGCCAGGCAACGGCUGGAGAAAGGACGGUGA